Messenger RNA from Salarias fasciatus (jewelled blenny), 2191 nucleotides. RefSeq names its product RAB5 interacting factor (gene rab5if). The record is from RefSeq and is a predicted model, not a curated record. Gene Ontology annotation, biological process: mitochondrial respirasome assembly. Bases 200 to 583 code for a protein of 127 amino acids. The transcript has 4 exons. NCBI's taxonomy places the organism in Eukaryota, Metazoa, Chordata, Actinopteri, Blenniiformes, Blenniidae.
GCGCGCAUGCGCAGUCUCUCCUUUUAAGGUUAGCGAUUGAAAUCUGUCAGCUCAGCGGAGCGCAGAUUGGAGUAAUACCUCCAAAUAUUCCCCUUUACUGUGCGCGUGUGGUCAGUUCCGGAGACCCGGGUCCUGCUCGACGUGUCGACACGUUCGGACUACAACUUUUUGACGUCUGAAGCCGAAAGAAACGCAAAGAAUGACGAGCAGCUCAAAGCGGAAAGAAGAAAGUCAUCUGCUGAAUGGGGGUGUAAAACAGUCCACAUGGAGCAAAGCCUUCUGCAGUACUGCUGUCUGGGAGGAAAAGGAUGAGUUUUUAGAUGUGAUCUACUGGCUCCGACAAAUAAUUGCAGUAAUCCUUGGUGUGAUAUGGGGUGUUGCUCCGUUGAAAGGAUUUCUGGGCAUAGCCAUAUUCUGCAUCAUCAAUGCGGGCGUCCUGUAUGUAUACUUCAGCAGCUUUCAGCAGAUCGACGAGGAAGAGUAUGGAGGCACGUGGGAACUCACCAAAGAAGGCUUCAUGACAUCUUUUGCCCUGUUUCUGGUGGUGUGGAUAAUCUUUUACACAGCUCUUCAUUUUGACUGAGAGGAGUUCAAAGGACACUAAUUACGAACAUUUCUGUUGAUUUAAAAUUGUCAAGACACAGGAACGCCAUGGUAGGGGGUCGGCGAUGCUACAUACAGUAUGACUUCUCAGUGUGCAGUGCAUCCUGGGAAAACAACAUCCAGCGACGAACACAGUUAAAUCCUCGUCAUUUCUUUGAUUUGAGUGCUCCUUCUUGAAGGCAGCUGCCAUUAAGCUUCCAGUAUGCUAUCAUUUCCCUCUGUCACGUUCAUCAUUUGUUUGAAAACACUAAACAAAGAAAACAGAAGUGUUUGGCUGAAAUUGGUCACCUGGGCUCUGAACCGUCUCUUGAUGCAAAACUGAUGUUUUUCUUUCUGUUUGGGGAAAAAAGUGAUAUAUAUUAACAUGACAGUGACAACAAGGUGCUGAUUAUUUUUCAAUGAAAAGCAAGUUUCAACUUUAAAAGACAAAAAUGCCACUGCUCCAAAAGUCACUCCUCCAUGGUGUAUUUGCUUUAUUGAAAUUAAAACAAAAGUAUAAAAGAUACUAUUGAGAAUAUAAGCUGCAUUAUAUUGUUAAAAGUGUUUGUUCAGCUAUUCAAAAUCAUUAAAUUCACGUUUUCCAGUCACUUCCAUAGUCAUAUCACGGAAUAAAAUCAAGCAUGCAGGCUAUUUCUAAAAACAUCUGUGAAAGAAUGGGUCACUGUCGAGGCUCAGUGAGUUCCAGGGAUAUGAUAGGAUGCCACCUGUGCAAGUCCAGAUGUGAAAUGACUAAAUAUUCCACAAUCAGCUGUCAGUAGUACUAUGUGAAAUCGAACAACAGCAACUCGACAAUGAAGAAUUGCGUAGCAGGGUCAAUUUUUACGCUCGUAAAGGCGGGCGAGCGAGCGAAUACUUUUGGCAAUGUCGUGUAUGUCGAGCAAUCUGAUUCCAUGGUCAUUUAAAAUAUGAUUCAGAGCACCUAUAUUUGUUUGUUUUUUUUUCUCCCUUCAGUAUAUUUUAAAUAACAUCUGAGUUGUUAAAGUCUGCUAACAGUUGACCGGUCGAUGUCUAAGCGAAUGCUGUUUGUGAGGCGCACAUAUCAGUGGCUGGUUUCCAGCCCUCUGGUCACUCCAGUCAGGAACGUUCAACAAUGCAACUGAUCUUUCCAUUAAACUCAUUUCUCUGCAGCGAACAUGCAUGUUGUUUUCAAAUGGCCACAAAUUGAAGUCGAAGUGGAUCUGUGCACUGCCAUUAUUUGCUUUUAGUUAAUUGAGUCGUCAUUUAAAUAAUGAAAGUAGUUGGAGAGGUUAAAAAAAAUUUAUUUAAGUCUAAUAUUUUUCUCACGCGUAGCUUCCAGUUCAAAGUCUUAUCUGUUUUGAAAUUAAUUUAAAGUUGUCUGUAAAUUCUGUACAAUGUCCCUUUUGUCGAAUCCACCUUGUAUUAAACAGAUUUAUUUGUAUUUAUGUUAUAUCUUGUUUGAUGUAACAUAGUCCUCAGUAUUUUAUAGUGAAGAAAUUUUGAGAACAGUCCUUGCAACGUUAUUGUAACGAUUAAUUAGAUAUGCAGCUGGUGUGUGAAAGGAUUGUAUUUUCUGAUCAAAUCUUUUGGGAAUCAUUAAACAUGGGCUUUGUUUGGCCUCCAUUUUCAA